Messenger RNA from Sporisorium graminicola, 999 nucleotides. RefSeq lists its product as uncharacterized. Bases 1 to 999 code for a protein of 332 amino acids. Gene Ontology annotation, biological process: mitochondrial fission. The record is from RefSeq and is a predicted model, not a curated record. The transcript has 2 exons. Gene Ontology annotation, cellular component: mitochondrion. NCBI's taxonomy places the organism in Eukaryota, Fungi, Basidiomycota, Ustilaginomycetes, Ustilaginales, Ustilaginaceae.
AUGUUGGACGUCAUCUCAACAGAGCCACAGCGCUACAUUCCCAUGUUUGGGCUCAGCGGACUCGGCUUCCAGCUUCAGGGAGUGCUGCAUCAAAGCCCUUUCAAGGCCUCAUCGUCCCUAUUCUCCGCCAACACCUCGAGCACGCCCACCUCAGAUUCUGGUCUAGCAACGCCCACGCUCUCCCCCUCUCCGGCCUCUGACUCCACAUCUGAGAUCCUCGAUUUGGACAAUGGAGUUCCACGCUUUGCGGCCUACGCAAUGAGGCUCAAGACAGUCAUUCUGGCGUCGAGUAGAUACGUAGCCUACUCCAGUGACAUCGGAGAAGCGUUUCGACCCUUGACGCGUCCCGAAGUGGUCAGAGGCGCUUACGCCAUUUCGUGGACGUACAUCAUUGGCGACGUGCUCUACGCCGGAUACAAGGCGGCCAAGCAGUACGAGGCGCUGGCUUCGACCACAUUCUCGUCCGCCAAGGGGCCAUUGCAGGAGUUCGAGACGGAAGCAGCCAAGUAUGCCAACAGCGCUCUGAAGUCGGUGAAGGAGAACUUGCCUCUGGAGAAGGUGCUUGAUCCAAAGACGCUGGCUGCGCUUUCGCCUUCCGAAAAGGUGGAGCUCAAGAAGCGACACACGCAGCGUCUGGCCGAGCAGGGUCACCACGCCGGGGUCGACCCGAGCAAGAUUUCGGAGACGACACACGUCGGGCUGACGGUGGCGAGACAGGCCGUGUUCCAGAGCAUCGCUUCGAUGGCACUGCCGGCGUUUACGAUUCACAGCAUCGUGCGCUACUCGGCCCCGGUGUUUGCAAAGGCGAAAAGUCAGAGGAUCCGCGCUGCAGGCCCCACGGUGGCAGGGCUGAUGUUUGUGCCCGCCCUGCCGUUCCUGUUCGACAAACCGGUCGAGCAUGUGAUCGACUUUGCCUUUGACUGGAUUCAGGAGAGAAUCGUCGGUGGACCUCAAGCGGCGCACAAGGUGGUCGAAGCGGCCAAGGAAAAGAUGCUGUAG